GUGUCAUAACAUCACUCGCUCAUGGAUCUUGAACAAACUAUGGCGGAUCCACCACCACUUGCAGCCGCGAUUCCGGCGCCAGAACCACCGUCUGCUGCACCCGUACCUGAUGAUACUGCGCACCAGGAACUGUAUACCCAGAUGAUAUCCGCCGCCAUAGUGGCGCUAAAGGAGCCGGACGGGUCGAGUAGCAGAGCAAUAGCGAAGUACAUCGAGCAAACCAACUCGAAUCUUCCAUCCGACCACCCGGCCUUGUUGAAUCGUCACCUCAAGCUCAUGAAGAACAGCGGCGAGCUGAUCAUGAUCAAGCACUCAUACUCGCUACCUGGAUUUACCCCCCUUCCACCUGAUUUAACUCCCACCCUAAAAAGAAAGCCAGGCCGCCCUCCCAAACGCAAGCUAGGAGAUGAAACCCUAGCGCAGCUGUCAGCUCAGGAGGGGCAUAUUCCAACGGAUUCCUUUCUUGUUCCAGCUGGAUUAGACGGAGGGCCUCCCACAUCUCUUCCUCAAGUUGCUGCUAAUGUUUCUCCUGCUAUGCAAGGAGUGGAAGCUCUGCAGCAGUUUUCAGCUCCUGAGAGGCAUGUCCAGACUGAAUCUGUUCUUGUUGCACCUGGAUUAGAUGGUGGAUCUGCAAUCCCUCUUCCUCCACUUGCUGAUAAUGUUUCUUUGCCUAAAAGGGGCCGUGGUCGUCCAAAGAAGUUGAAUUCUGAUGGGACAAGCUCUGUGGAUUCUCUGAAACCAGAAACCCUGUUGAUCCAGAACGGAAGAAGGAGGCCCGGUCGUCCUCCUAAGAGUGGCAAUAUGCCCUGGCUAGGUGGUGUAGUUGGUAGGCCUAGAGGUCGACCUAAGCGAUUUGCUUCUACUGGCAUAGCAAAAUCAAGAGGCAGACCCAAGGUGACUGGUAUGAAGCUUGGUGGGAGGCCACGCGGCCGCCCUGCAAAAAAGGUCCUGGUUGGACGGGGGCCUACUGCAUCUGGAGUUGCUAUCAAUGUGCCCAUCAUUGAUGGUGAUGCUCGGAUUGCUCCAAAUGGAAUUCUGGUGGCUCCUAGACGGCGUGGCCGUCCUCCUAAGCUGGCUACUGCUUGUCCUGUUAGAGUUGCUACAAAUGGGUUGCUGAGGACUUCUAGCGUUCAUGGUAUAAUUAAACCAAGGAAACUCACUGGGAAGCGACCUGGUCGCCCAAGAAAGGAUGCAGCACUGACCAUAUCUGUGGCUCCGAAUACCCAACAGCUGGAAGCUUUCCAGGACCUUCAGGCUAAAUAUGAAAAUUUGAAAACAAGAGCCUCGGAGAUUGCUAGCGUUAUAAAACCAUGCUUAAACAGGGAAACAAUGCCAGCCAUUGCAAUGGCAGCCUUCCAGGAGCUUGAAAGCUUCGGGGGCAGGUGAUGUGAAUCCGAGCCACCAUUUAAGAAGAAAAAACUGUUGGUUAUUAUUAUUAUUAUUUAACAUAGUGAAAAAUACUGUUUUGUUUAUUUAGUGCAGAAAAAGUGUUUCUAAGUACAACUAGUCUUUAAUAAUAGUAGGAGAAUGUAAAUUUGAAGUCUUUGCAUUGAACAUCAUUUUAAUUAGGCAAUGCUGCUGUGUAGGUUUGUAUUAUACCUUGGAGUGGUAAGUUGAACUUUAAUUGCAGUCUGGUUGAUUGUGUGGGUGUUUUUUGUUUUAUGUUUUACCACCUUGUUUUUUACUCAUUGUGGUCAAGGCUUCUUCUCGCCUGCCUUGAUUCCAAAGUUACUCGGAAUAAUUUGGAAUAAUUUGACUUUUGG
Molecule: messenger RNA, 1763 nt
Organism: Cuscuta europaea
Lineage: Eukaryota; Viridiplantae; Streptophyta; Magnoliopsida; Solanales; Convolvulaceae
Source: the annotation of a GenBank genome assembly